This is a messenger RNA of Leptosia nina, 2388 nucleotides long. NCBI's taxonomy places the organism in Eukaryota, Metazoa, Arthropoda, Insecta, Lepidoptera, Pieridae. The record is from the annotation of a GenBank genome assembly.
AUGAGUGAUUUCGAAAAUGCCACAGAGGCCGCGUCUCUAGCUGUGCAGUUCGACCAAGCUGGACAAGCCGAUAAAGCGGUAGAAUGCUACCGUACAGCUGCACGUUUGCUCGACAGAGUUUGUUCCCAAGUUUCUCCUAGUAAACAACCAGAUAUAAGAAGUAAAGUUAGAGAAUACCUCGAAAGAGCGACUUUUUUGCAAGAACAAAAAGACAAAGCACAACAAGCGGAAAGUGAGCGUGGGCUGCAGAAAUGUUACUUUUUAAUGCAACAAGCCUUAGACGCUGAUGAAGCAAAUUUAAAGGAUUUAGCGUUGCAGUUGUAUCUGCAAGCAGUUGAAUUGGCCGUCUCAGUUAAAACUAGCGACUCGGACAUUAGUUCCAGAAUCAAAGGUUUUGCAAAACAGGCUCUAGACAGGGCAGAGGAAAUAAAGGGUAUAAGGAGAAUAGGUGCCUUAUCUAUCACUGAACCGAAGAGACCGCCAGUUGUAUCCCCAAGCAGAGCGCAACUCCAAAGAGAGCAAAGUGUACACCUCAAAGUGAGCGGAAAGCAAGUCUACACAGAGGAAGAGAAAGAAGUCCUACGUCAGACCUCCAAUAUCAACAACAAUUGCUUCCUACCUUUCAUGGACGUGGAUUUGUCGGAGAAGUUCCAAUAUGCCAUACCGUUUGAGGACAGAGCUAGUGAGUUAAGGUUAUCCUCGAAGCAGGCGAAAGAGUUUGACAGCUGGGUUAGGCCCCACGAAGUGUCAAGUGACCCUAAGUUAAUUGUUGGCGACCAUGUUGAUUGUUUCAGUAUUAAGCAAACUAUAGUAUCAGACUGUUCCUUUGUAGCCUCACUGGCAGUUAGUGCCUUGUAUGAAAAGAGAUUUAAUAAGAAGAUUAUAACGUCAAUAAUCUAUCCAAAGAAUAAAAAUAAAGUGCCAGUGUAUAAUCCAUUCGGGAAAUAUAUGGUUAAGUUGCAUCUUAACGGAGUGAGAAGGAAGAUAAUAAUAGACGACCGUCUACCGUACAGCAAGUAUGGCCGUCUCCUAUGCUCCUACUCGAGCAACAAGAACGAAUUUUGGGUGUCGAUGCUGGAGAAGGCGUACAUGAAGGUCAUGGGUGGUUAUGACUUCCCCGGAUCAAACAGUAAUAUAGAUCUACACGCUCUUACCGGGUGGAUCCCAGAGCGAUGCGCGAUACGAAAUACUGAAGCCGACUUCAACGCUGAGGCUCUGUACGAGAAGUUGAGGACUCGACUGGAGAGUGGGGACGUUCUAGUCACUGUCGCAACUGGCGCACUGGAUGAUGUCGAGGCGGAGAGGACUGGGCUGGUAGCGGCGCAUGCAUAUGCUGUUCUGGACGUGCGACUUGUAAAUGGCGUACAACUCCUCAAGCUGAAGAACCCCUGGUCUCACCUCCGGUGGAGGGGGAACUACAGCGAACUGGACACCGCCCACUGGACCCCGACCCUAAGAGCCCAGCUGAACUACGACCCGGACAGCGCAGCGCAGUACGACAACGGCGUGUUCUGGAUAGAUUUCACGAGCAUAUUGAAGUUCUUUGAUGUAUUCUACUUGAAUUGGAAUCCAGAGUUAUUCAAAUACACAUACUGUAUACAUCAGAAAUGGGACGCGGGCAACGGGCCGGCCCGGGACGCGUACAACGUCGGGGAGAACCCCCAGUUCUCCCUCCACGUCCAGGGCAAGGGGGCAGUCUGGCUACUCCUCACCAGACACAUAACCCAGAUUGACGACUUCAGAGACAAUAAGGAGUAUAUAACGCUCUUGGUUUAUAAGAAUGGACAGAGAGUUUACUAUCCAUACGACCCCCCUCCGUACAUCGACGGCAUCCGAAUCAACAGCCCCCACUACCUAUGCAAGAUAAUCACCAAUGACACAUCGGCUGAUAAGUUUACCCUCGUUGUGUCUCAAUAUGAAAAGUCGCGUACGAUCUUUUAUACGCUGCGUGCGUACGCGACUUGUCCCUUCUCGAUGGGCAAAAUUGAACCUUACCCCUAUAGAAAGACGAUCCGAGGCGAGUGGACCAGCAGAACGGCGGGGGGUUGUGAAAACCACCCCUCCACUUAUCCAAAUAACCCAAAAUUUGUGGUCACCAUCCCAGACUGUAGGACAACGUGUCACCUGGUGGCGGAGCUCAAAGGACCCAAGCAGUACCAGAUCGGGAUUGACGCGAGGGUCGAGUCUUUGGAAGACCCAGGUGUCACUGCGCCGUUCCUCAAAGAGUCUUCUGGACCAUUUAGGUCUGGCUUCGUGGUUCUGCAGCUGCGGAACCUGCCAGCUGGUCGAUACAUACUCACCCCGUCCACGUUUUACCCCGGCGAGGAAGGUCCCUUCUUCCUGGAGCUCAAGUCUACGUGCGAGGUUUCCUGCGAACCACGUCACUAG